This is a messenger RNA of Astyanax mexicanus (Mexican tetra), 3746 nucleotides long. Its product is annotated as NAD(P) transhydrogenase, mitochondrial. The record is from RefSeq and is a predicted model, not a curated record. Gene Ontology annotation, biological process: proton transmembrane transport; NADPH regeneration. Gene Ontology annotation, molecular function: NADP binding; NAD binding. The transcript is spliced from 21 exons. NCBI's taxonomy places the organism in Eukaryota, Metazoa, Chordata, Actinopteri, Characiformes, Acestrorhamphidae. Gene Ontology annotation, cellular component: mitochondrial inner membrane. The coding region runs from base 314 to 3526 and encodes 1070 amino acids.
UUGUCGUCUCUCUGUGUGUAAGUGUGUGUGUGUGAGAGAGUGUGUGUGUGAGCCGGCUGUGUCCUGCUCUCCCUCUAAUGUCACAGGGGCCGUGGGCAGGCCUGCAGGCGGAGAAGGGCUCUGAGAAGAAGGACAGCAUAUAGAUAAAAAGAAAAAAAGGCAGAUAGAGAGGAAUAAAGAGGUAGAGAAAGAAGAAGAUGAGCACAGGUGUCUAAAAAGAGCUAAAAAGAGCUGCCUUAGAUCUUCUGCCUACAGGACGCAGGCCGGCACGGUCAGAAGAGUGUGUAGAGUGUGUGUGUGGAGUGUGUGAGGCAUGUCCGUGCUGCUCCGCCGAGUGCCCUUGCUCCCACAGGAGGCCCUGUGGAAAAUCAAACAUUUCCAUAACGCUCCUGCACUGUGGAACCAACAGGCUGCUAAAGGAGUUCUCUAUAAAGAUGUUCUGGUGGGGGUACCGAAGGAGAUUCUGCAGAAUGAGCGGCGUGUGGCCGUCUCCCCGGCGGGGGUGGAGGCUCUGGUGAAGCAGGGGUUCCGUGUGCAGGUGGAGUCUGGAGCUGGAGGAGAAGCUAAGUUCUCUGAUGAUCAGUACAAAGCUGCUGGAGCCGCCAUCACAGAUACCAAGGGGGCAUUUGGCUCAGACCUGGUGCUAAAGGUGCGUGGGCCAGUGUUCAACCCAGCACUUGGUGUCCAUGAGGCAGAGCUGCUAAAGCCGCGCUCCACACUGGUCAGCUUCAUUUAUCCAGCGCAGAACCCCGAGCUGAUGGAGAAACUGUCUCAGAGGAAGAGCACGGUGCUGGCCAUGGACCAGGUGCCCCGGGUCACCAUCGCCCAGGGAUAUGAUGCCCUCAGCUCCAUGGCCAACAUCGCUGGGUAUAAAGCUGUGGUUCUCGCUGCAAACAACUUUGGACGUUUUUUCACUGGCCAGAUUACAGCUGCAGGAAAAGUGCCUCCAGCAAAGGUGCUGGUGAUUGGUGGUGGUGUGGCUGGUCUGGCAGCAGCAGGAGCAGCAAAGUCAAUGGGAGCCAUUGUAAGAGGCUUUGACACCAGACCAGCAGCUCUGGAGCAGUUUAAGUCUUUCGGGGCGGAGCCUCUGGAGGUGGACGUGGCGGAGUCCGGUGAAGGAGUCGGCGGCUAUGCUAAAGAGAUGUCUAAAGAGUUUAUAGAGGCGGAGAUGGCCCUUUUUGCCAAGCAGUGCAAAGAUGUGGACAUUCUGAUCAGCACCGCACUCAUUCCUGGUAAGAAAGCCCCCGUGCUGAUCAGCAGGCAGAUGGUGGAGACUAUGAGGGAUGGAUCAGUAGUGGUGGAUUUGGCUGCUGAAGCUGGAGGAAACAUUGAGACCACCAAACCUGGAGCUCUGCACGUUCACAAGGGGGUGACCCAUAUCGGUUACACUGACCUGCCGAGCCGAAUGCCCACCCAGGCCAGCACUCUGUACUCCAACAACAUUCUGAAGCUACUGAAGGCCAUCAGCCCCGAUAAAGAGUACUUCCACUUCCAGCCUGUAGAACAGUUUGACUAUGGCACACUGGAGCACGUGAUCAGAGGAACCAUGGUCAUGCAGGAGGGCCGUAAUCUUUUCCCCGCCCCUCUGCCCAAGACUUCCCCUCCUCAAGCACCAGCCAAACCCAAAACAGUAGCGGAGCUGGAGGCGGAGAAAAAAGCAGUGAUUUCACCAUUCAGGAAAACAUUGACAUCAGCUGGAGUUUACACAGCAGGUGUGUCUACAGUCCUGGGGUUGGGGAUCAUCUCCCCCAAUGCAGCGUUUACACAGAUGGUGACGACCUUUGGCCUGGCCGGUAUAGUGGGAUAUCACACCGUGUGGGGGGUCACUCCUGCCCUGCACUCUCCACUGAUGUCUGUUACCAACGCCAUCUCAGGUCUGACUGCAGUAGGUGGACUGGUGUUAAUGGGUGGUGGUCUCACUCCCUCAACUCUGCCUGAGUCUCUGGCUCUGCUGGCAGCCUUUGUUUCUUCUAUCAACAUUGCAGGUGGUUUUCUCAUCACUCAGAGGAUGUUGGACAUGUUUAAGAGGCCCACCGACCCCCCAGAGUAUAACUACCUCUAUGGCAUUCCUGCAGCCGUGUUUGUGGGGGGAUACGGGGCAUCUCUCGCCAGUGGCUACAGCAUUGAGCAGAUGAUGUACCUGGGUUCUGGGAUGUGCUGUGUUGGUGCUCUGGCUGGUCUAUCUGCUCAGGGCACCAGUCGACUUGGAAACACCCUUGGCAUGAUUGGUGUGGCCGGCGGCAUCGCCGCCACACUGGGCGCGCUCAAACCAUCCCCCGAGCUCCUGUCACAGAUGUCCCUCGCCAUGGCGACAGGAGGCACUCUGGGUCUGACCAUCGCUAAGCGGAUCGAGAUCUCAGACCUGCCUCAGCUCGUGGCUGCGUUCCACAGCCUGGUGGGUCUGGCCGCUGUACUCACCUGUAUUGCGGAGUUCAUGAUCGAGCACCCUCACCUUGACGCUCACCCAGCAGCUAACGUGGUGAAGACUGUGGCCUACCUGGGCACCUACAUUGGUGGCGUGACCUUCACCGGCUCACUUAUCGCCUACGGCAAACUUCAAGGUGUUCUGAACUCAGCUCCUCUGCUGCUUCCUGGGCGUCACAUGCUGAACGCCUCUCUGUUAGCAGCGUCGGUGGGAGGGAUGAUUCCUUUCAUGCUGAGUGACAGUUACGCCACCGGUCUGGGCUGCCUGCUCACCGUCUCCGGCCUGUCUGGGGUCAUGGGUGUAACGCUGACUGCGGCUAUAGGGGGCGCUGAUAUGCCGGUCGUUAUCACGGUGCUGAACAGUUACUCCGGCUGGGCUCUGUGUGCUGAGGGCUUCCUGCUGGACAAUAACCUGAUGACCAUCGUGGGCGCUCUGAUUGGCUCGUCUGGUGCCAUCCUCUCAUACAUCAUGUGUGUGGCAAUGAACCGUUCUCUGCCUAACGUCAUUCUUGGUGGAUAUGGAACCACAUCUACUCUUGGUGGCAAACCUAUGGAGAUUGUGGGCACACACACCGAGGUCAAUGUUGAGCAGACCAUUGAUAUAAUCAAGGAGGCCAACAGCAUCAUUAUUACCCCAGGUUGGGGUCUCUGUGCAGCCAAAGCUCAGUAUCCAAUCGCUGAUAUUGUGAAGAUGCUCAAGGAGCAGGGCAAAACUGUCAGGUUUGGUAUUCACCCUGUGGCCGGCCGCAUGCCCGGUCAGCUGAACGUGCUGCUGGCUGAAGCUGGAGUUCCGUAUGAUGUGGUUCUGGAGAUGGACGAAAUUAACGAGGAUUUCCCUGAAACUGAUCUGACUCUUGUGAUUGGAGCCAAUGACACAGUGAACUCAGCAGCACAGGAAGAUCCAAACUCCAUCAUCGCUGGCAUGCCGGUGCUGGAAGUGUGGAAGUCCAAACAGGUGAUCGUGAUGAAGAGAACCCUGGGUGUUGGCUACGCAGCAGUGGAUAACCCCAUCUUCUACAAACCAAACACCUCCAUGCUGCUGGGAGAUGCCAAGAAGACCUGUGACAGCUUACAGGCCAAAGUCAGAGAGGCCUACUACUAAUGUUCCCACAAUCUUCAGCAACCUUCUACUGAAUGAUAAGAAAAUAUUUAUUUUUGAAAACAAAUCAUGUUUAAUCAUGUUCACAAUAAAUGUGCCUUAAAAAAAGAAACAAUGGAAACAACCAAUCCAAAUCAGUCUUGAUAAAAAUUGACAGCAGUUUUGACACUGUUUGAAGUGCAUGCACUGCUUUGUAAAUAAAAAAAAAGAUAUUUAAAUAUUA